This is a messenger RNA of Podarcis raffonei (Aeolian wall lizard), 1991 nucleotides long. It is a transcript of the gene GNB2, whose product is annotated as G protein subunit beta 2. Gene Ontology annotation, molecular function: protein binding; signaling receptor complex adaptor activity. NCBI's taxonomy places the organism in Eukaryota, Metazoa, Chordata, Lepidosauria, Squamata, Lacertidae. Gene Ontology annotation, biological process: G protein-coupled receptor signaling pathway. The record is from RefSeq and is a predicted model, not a curated record. The transcript is spliced from 9 exons. The coding region runs from base 56 to 1078 and encodes 340 amino acids. Gene Ontology annotation, cellular component: cytoplasm; heterotrimeric G-protein complex.
GAUUGCGGCCGGCUGAGAGGGGCUGCUGGCCAGGCCCCCCGCGUCCAACUCCACCAUGAGCGAACUGGAGCAGUUGAGGCAGGAGGCGGAACAGCUGCGCAACCAGAUCAGGGACGCCAGGAAAGCAUGUGGAGAUUCCACGCUGACCCAGAUCACAGCUGGCCUCGAUCCGGUGGGCCGGAUCCAGAUGCGGACGAGGCGCACAUUACGGGGUCACCUGGCGAAGAUCUACGCCAUGCACUGGGGGACAGACUCCAGGCUGCUGGUUAGUGCCUCCCAAGACGGGAAACUGAUCAUUUGGGACAGCUACACCACAAACAAGGUCCACGCCAUCCCUCUGCGGUCGUCGUGGGUGAUGACUUGUGCCUACGCCCCAUCCGGGAACUACGUGGCCUGUGGCGGCCUGGACAACAUCUGCUCCAUCUACAGCCUCAAGACCCGGGAAGGGAACGUCCGGGUCAGCCGCGAACUCCCUGGGCACACAGGCUACCUCUCCUGCUGCCGAUUUCUCAACGACAACCAGAUCAUCACCAGCUCCGGAGACACAACGUGCGCCCUGUGGGACAUUGAGACGGGCCAACAGACCACCGCCUUCACGGGCCACAGCGGGGACGUCAUGUCGCUCUCUCUGGCCCCCGACAUGCGGACCUUUGUCUCGGGCGCCUGCGAUGCCUCCAUCAAGCUGUGGGACAUCCGGGACAGCAUGUGCCGGCAGACCUUCACGGGGCAUGAAUCCGACAUCAACGCCGUCUGCUUCUUCCCCAACGGGAACGCCUUCACCACCGGCUCGGACGACGCCACCUGCCGCCUCUUUGACCUGCGGGCCGACCAGGAGCUCAUGAUGUACUCUCACGACAACAUCAUCUGCGGCAUCACCUCCGUGGCCUUUUCGCGGAGCGGGCGCCUCCUCCUGGCCGGCUACGACGACUUCAACUGCAACAUCUGGGACUCCAUGAAGGGCGACCGGGCGGGGGUCCUUGCCGGCCACGACAACCGCGUCAGCUGCCUGGGUGUGACGGACGACGGGAUGGCCAUCGCCACCGGCUCCUGGGACAGCUUCUUGAAAGUGUGGAACUGAGCCCACUUGCUCUGGCUUGGGGGGGGGGGUACGGUGUGGGGAGGGAGAAAAGCAGGAGGGAAAGCCCUUGACGUCCCCCCUUUCCCCCCCCAAUAAUCCAGCCUCUUCCCCCUUCUCCCCCGCCGCCUUGAAGGGGGCCCUGUGGCCUUGAACCCCACAAACACUCUCUCCCCCCCCCAACUUUUUGUCGUCCUUUUUAUUUUCCCCUGCUCUCGUUUUUAAAAUGAUGCCCCGGCCGAGCCAGAUUUCCGGCACGGAGGAGGAGGAAGAGGCUGAUUUCUCUAGCGGUAACACACUUAUUUUUUGCAGGGGGGGCCCUGUCUUGGCCUCGGUUUAAAGAAAGGGUUGGGGGCUUAUUGUUAGGGUUGAAGGGGUCCAAGGUGUGCAGCUGUCUCUCCUCCUCUCAAGAAGCAAAAUUUGGGGGGGGGGCGAGGGAGAAAGAGAGCCAAGGCCAUCCCAUAACGGUUUCUAGACAUGGCAGCAGCAUCCUUUAUCCAGGGACCAGGAGCUGAGUUUACCUUUUUGCAGGGGAAGGAAAUUUGCAGGGGAGGCAGAGAGACUCCUAAUUCUUCCUCUCUCUCUAUGCCCAAGAGAUGCUUACUCCCCUUUAUUCGCAAGCAGGGGAGGCCCCGAUCCGAGGCAGGCCCAAAUCUGCAGUGUGGCAACCUUUCGUGUCCUAUAUUUCCCUCACUUCCCACUCCCCCCCCCCCCGUCUUUCAACAUCCUCCUUCCCAGUGGUGCUUUCAAGGAAUUCGUGGCAGCCGCAGCCGUGGCCUUGUUUCCUCCUAAUCCGUGGCUGGUUUUUGUAAAAAAAUAAAAAAAGAGGAGCGUGGCGGCGCUGGGGGACCCCCGCCCUGCCCCGGCCGUGGUGGUGAGGGGUCCGUGUGUAAACCUGUAAACAACAGAAAACCAA